Molecule: messenger RNA, 1434 nt
Organism: Cetraspora pellucida
Lineage: Eukaryota; Fungi; Glomeromycota; Glomeromycetes; Diversisporales; Gigasporaceae
Source: the annotation of a GenBank genome assembly
AUGAUUUCAUAUAUAUACAUUACAAUUUUAUUAAUUGCAACUAUUAGUGCUUCUACACACCUUCUUCCGUUUAGUAAAUGUCCAAAAGAAGAUUUCCUUCGAAAGUGUCUUGAUUAUUACAUUAAAGGAUCAGUCAAUUUUCGAGAUGACCUUUUUGCCUAUAAUGUUGAUCUUAACAUAGAAUAUAAUAAACUGAUUAUUCAUUUUCCAGUGGCAUUUGUUCAUCCUGUAGAUAUAUUGGAUAUUCAAAAUACUAUUAAAUGUGGUGCAGAAUUCAAUUUUCCGAUUGUUGCAAGAUCUGGCGGUCAUUCUUCUGAAUGUUAUAGUAUUGGAGAUAAAGAUUGUUAUUUAGUUGUGGAUCUUGUAAAUUUAAAUAAAAUUACUGUCGAUGUAACUUCACAAAUUGCAAUAGUCGGAACAGGAAACACACUAGAUUCAUUAUAUUACAAAGUAAAUCUGUAUGGAUUUGCAUUUCCUGGUGGAGUUUGUCCUUAUGUUGGUGUUGGUGGACUUAUAUUAGGUGGUGGUAUGGGUCAUCUUAGUCGAGAAUUUGGAUGUUCAUCAGAUAAUAUUCUUGAUGCACAAAUUGUUUUAGCAAAUGGAACUGUGGUUAAUAAUGCAAAAGAAUAUCCUGAACUUCUUUGGGCUAUUCGAGGAGCAGGUAAUGCAGGCUAUGGAAUUGUUACGGCUUUAACACUCAGGAUACAUCCUAUUCAGAAGGUUGCUACUUAUUUUUAUUUAACGUAUGAUUUGGAUCAGACUCCAUUAAUUAUCUCAAUAAUGAAUCAAAUGGGGAAUAAUCUUCAUCAGAAUUUAUCUUUCAUAAUGAGAAUCUUAACUAGUGGCUCUCAACCUUAUAUUUAUGGUAUUUACUUAGGAUCUGCAGAUGAAUUGCAAUCUCAUAUACAUGAAUUUAUUAAUUUAUCUAAACCUAAAAAUGUGUCUUAUAUUGAAGGUGAUUUGUACGAAUUAUUUAAUAUAGAGGGAAUAUCACCUGAAGAUGGUGAAACUUUUAAGUUAAAGUCAUUCUUUAUUGAUUCGACUGGAUUAUCUGAAGAAGGAGUAAAAUGUCUAAUGAAAUUUAGAGAAAAUUUCAAAUGUGAAUUAGGCUUUGAAAUAGCACUACUUGGCGGAAGAAUUAAUGACAUUAAAAGAAAUGAAACUGCAUUCGUCCACAGAGGUUUUAUGUAUCAUAUGAUAAUCACAUCAAUAAUGCCUUCUGAAAAGUGUUUACAGGAUUUAGAAAAUUUUUCUCAAUAUUUUCAACUAAAAUAUACUAAUUAUGAAAGUUAUCAAAAUAUAAUUGAUAGACAGUUGGAUAACUGGCAAUAUAGAUACUAUGGUGAAAGUUUCGAAAAACUGGUGGAAAUUAAACGAAAAUAUGAUCCUUAUAAUUUAUUUCGUUGGAAUCAAAGUAUACCUACUCAUAUUUAA